AAGCGGAGAGCCGUGUCGCGCGAAGAGAUUGUAAUCAGCACCGUUUCUCUCCCCCGAUAUCGCACCGUACAAUGCACACUUUCCUAUAAUAUUUGCUCCUCACAGACUCGCGUCACACUUCACUCGAACCUAGCAAGUUUAAACCUUAAACCACACCAGCACCGCGGUUCCGACCGCCUUCGCAGUUUCCGACAUGGCUGCAUUACCCCCCUUUGUUUCUUGUUUGCGGAGCCAUUUGCAACUUGUCACACACACGCGAGAUCCAGAUGGACUUGAUUUCGCAGUUCCCGCAAUUGUUGAAAUAUCAAAGUGACGAACAAGCACGCGAGUUUUUUCUGUGGCAAAAGAAAGCGGCGGCCGGAUGGAGUGAUCGCCACCACGUUGUUCCACCCACCCAAGUUGUGUAGAGAGCUCGCGGUACAGCGUUCCUGCUUUUCACCGAUUGUGUCCUGUUUCCUUCUGCCUUUCCUUUCCGCUAGUCUCUCCGUUCUCUCUCCUGUUUCCCAGCGCCUGUGUACACGCUCCUCGCCAGCACGGAAAGACGUUUCUGGACAGCGGCAGCUCGACAAUGGGGGUAGUUCCUGGAACAAGAACCACUGAGAAUGGAAGCGCGGCUCCGCAGCGACGAGUCUGUCGGAGAAAAUCGUGAAUUGCAGGCGUCCCGAGAGAGAAGACACGGUUUCUGAGCACUGAGGAGGCCAGGCGCGGUUCCGCGCUCUGUGCCAAGGUCUUGUUCCUGACACGGCUGCCCGGUUUCCUGUGUCUGUGUUUGCAAUCUCGUGUAUGAGACAGCCGACUCAUUUUCCGGCGAAUUCUUCGACUUCUCCCUUCUUCGCCGCACUCCCCUUUCCACUGCCGUCUUAGAAACCAGAAGCCAGCCGCGUUUCUCACAACGUUCAGAACUGGAAGAAUACCCUGUCUGACUUGCUUCUGGUCCAGGCGCUUCGUGCUCUUGUGCCCCCGUGAAGAGUCUCUGAGUUUCUCUCCGCGCUGUUUUCCCCGCCGCGUCGCUUACAGCGUUCGUCCUCACCCUUGUGUCUUGGACAUUCACCCACAGUAGCGAGCUGAGGGACUUCCGGGUGAAUCCAGCACAGGAUGAAACUCACCUGAACGCCGUCAGUCCCGCAACUGUGGCCCGUCAGUGCUGGACGCCGAAACCCAGUGCACCGCACCCGUGUACGCUCAGCAGUUUGCCGUUGCGGCGCUCGCGAGAACGCCUUGUUAUUUUCAUUUCGAUCUGUGUGUCUCGUUCCGGUUCCCCAACUUGUCUGGAGAAAGGCGAGGAAAGCUGUACACUCUUCGAGUUCGCCCUUGACUGUCCGUGACGCGUUCUCGACUGCCUUCCUGUCCGAUGUUUUCGCGAGCUGCUGUACAGACGCCGCGGCCCGCCGUUUCAUCUAAUUUUCUGUUUUCUGUCUCCCUGGACUCCAUUGUAGUUCGCAGCUCUUCGUUCUUGUCCUUUCUUCAGUCCCGGUCGCCAAACAAACACCUCUUUGGCCUCACGGGGCCCGCCGCCGUCUCCUCUCUCUGCCGUCCGCCUCUGCUUCCCGUUUGCCCUGUCUUCUCCUGAUCGUCGAUCUCUCCGUCGCCUCCUUCUCUUCUCUCACUCACGUCGCCUUCAGUCGUAGCCGCCGUCCUCAACUUCGCUUGACCUUGAGACUGCCUCUUCUCCUGGCGCUCGCUUCGUUUCUGUCUCUCUCUGGCGCCCUCCACCUCUCUUCCCUUCGCUCUGAGGAUGCUUGCUUCACCUCAGGGCGACCCGGAGACAGGUGUCUCCCCUGUCUCCGAUGGAGCGUGGCGCGCCUCCGUGGGCGGCCGUCCUCGCCCCGACACCAGCGAUCGCGGCGAAUCGGACGCUGGAUGCACUGCUCGCACCGCGACUUCGCCGCCUCCGAGGAGCCUCCCGAGAAUUGCCGUCGUGGUUCGCAAGCGCCCUUUGAACGAAGCAGAGAGAAAAAGAAAUGAGGCAGACCUCGUGCAAACGCGCGGCAGAAAUGCAGUCCUCGUCGACGAACCCAGAGAGAAGGUGGAUUUAACGCCUUACGUCAUGCGUCACGAGUUCCGAGUCGACUUCGCCUUCGACGAGAAGAGCACAAACGACGAGGUGUACAGAGCAGUCGUUCGGCCCCUCGUUGAGGCCUGCUGUCUCGGAGACGCCAAUACCUCCUGCUUCGCGUAUGGACAAACGGGAAGUGGAAAAACCUACACGAUGCUCGGUCCCCAGCCUUACGGACGCGGUGUUGAAGCCGGCGUCUUUGAGCUCGCGGCGGAAGAUAUCUUCAAGUGUCUCGAGGGUGGCGAGAAGGACGCCUUCGUCUCCUUCUUCGAAAUCUACAAUGGAAAGCUCUUUGACCUGCUGCAGAACAGGAAACUCGUUGCGGCGCUGGAGAAUGGAAAAAAGGAGGUGGUUGUCCGCGACUUGCGGAUGGAGCAAGUGCGUGACAAAGAGAUGCUGUUGUCGAAGAUGAUCGAGGGCAUCGAACUCCGGAAAAUCGGCGUGAACUCCGUUAAUGACGAAUCCUCGAGGUCCCAUGCGAUCCUUCAAGUUAUCUUUAGAAAGAGAAACUCCGGCGAAGCAUGUGGCCGCAUCGCCUUCAUCGACUUGGCCGGGAGCGAACGCGGCGCCGACACUCUCCAACACAGCAGGCAGACGCAGCAAGACGGCGCCGGCAUAAAUCGGUCGCUUCUCGCGUUGAAGGAAUGCAUUCGAGCGAUGGAUCAAGACAAAGGUCACAUUCCCUUCAGAGACAGCGAACUGACCAAGGUUCUUCGCGAGAUUUUCGUGGGUCGGAGCAGUCGCAGCGUGAUGAUCGCGACGGUGUCUCCAUCAACAUCUUGCUGCGAACAAACGCUGAACACUCUUCGCUACGCGUCUCGCGUUAAGAAUUUUCGUCAAACUCCACCGCAACCCACAGCGGUGGUCCCUGCCUCUUCUCCCUUGCCACCACGGCCAUCUAGCAGCACAGCGGAGAGCUCCAGUCUCGCCUUCAGUCGGUCGAUCUCCUCGGCGAACGCUGCUGCUCGACAAGCUCGCGCGUCGCUUCCCUGCAUGCAUGCCGCGUCCAGCGACGGUCUCGGGACUCUGGCGGAGAAACUCCCAAAGAGUGGCUUCGACGAGCCGCACUUGGGCGCGCUCGGAGAGUUUCCGACCCCACAUCUCGCGGAGGCAACUCAUGCCCUCUCGCCUCUCGAAUCCGGCUCGCCGUCGCGUGUCUCCGCGAAGGGCGCACGAGCCAAGGGCGAGGGCCUGGGGCGCGCGGGAAGCGCGGCGGGCCCGCGGGCCCAAGGCUCAACGCGGUCGCGCGCGCGCCCGGAGACAGUUCCGGCGCGGUCGAGUUUGGAGAAACUUCACGAGGAAGCGUCGAGCUCGAGCGACGCGCGCGCAGAGACAGACGCGGAGAUGCACGCCAGCGGACCGCUGCGCCUCGCUGCAGGACUCGGCCCAGGGGUCGCCGCAGGCGCAGACGUCCAGAGAGACAGGAGCAGCUUGAGCGCGAGCACUUGUGCGCCGAGCUCUUGUGAGAGACUCUCGAGCUGCGGCAGCGCCCAGACGGCUCAGAGGCGAGCGGCGAGCGUGCGACCAAGCCGCCCCGCAACUUCGCAGGCAUCGCCGCAGCUUGAGCGUCGAGGCGGCGAGCCAAAGAGCGCAGAGGACGCGGAGCCGAGCGGAGAGAGAGACAAGAGAUACAGGGGGGCCUCGAGUGGCGGUUCGGUCGCACGACCCGUGACGGGGCCUGGGCCGAGCCUCGGGAUGGGCCGUCCGUUGACGCGGUUGCAAGCGUCGUCGGGAAGCAGCGAAGAGUUUCGGAGCUCGCAGGACUUGGACGCCGAAGAGGGUGAGAUGGAGAACGGGCCUGCGUUUCUGGCUACGCGCUCGACGUCGCGGAAACUCGCCACGGGCUCCAGAGCCGCCCCCGAAAGAGCCUCGCUGCUGCCGCGGCUCCGCGGGACUCGCGCGGCCUGCGCCUCACCCUUCGGAGCCUCGCGGACGUCCCUCGGAGCGGCUUCUCCGGUCCCGAAUCUUCCGGACUCGGCGUCUCCCGACGUUGAGACGCUGGGCUUCGGCUCCGAGCCAAAGACGACGCGCGGGCGCGGCGGCGAGGCCUUUGAAAUUUCUUUGGGGAGUGACGGUGGGCGUAAGAAGGGUGCGUUGCGCGCGGCGCUGCCCAAGGCCGAGGAGAGUUCCAGCGAGGCGACCCCGCGCAGCGAGGGGCUUUCCGCGACGCGCCUGUACAAGACGACGCGCCUGCUCGGGAAGCCAGUCGCGCGCAGCCGCGGCCUCCGAAGCGCAACGGCAGUCUCGGAACCUAACGCGCAGGGUGUACGCGAGAAGCGGAGUUCGGACGUGGAGAAGGGUGACUCGUCGUCGAGCGAGAAGGACGCGAGUGCACCUGGGAAGGCGCGAGGCGGUGGGCGGCCGGGGGCGGCGUCGACGCCGCCUCUGAGUCUCCUGAGAAAAUCUUGGCUCCGCGCGAACCACGAGCAACAGGCCCAGGACGGCGCCCUCGUCUGUCCGGACGGCAGCAGCAUCAUCUUUGUGCCGCGACACGGGAGAGCUCGCGAGGCCUCGCCCCUCUCGUCGCGAGAGAAGAAGCCUACUGCCACUGCCUUGGCGCGCUCUGUCGGCCCCAACGCGAGUCCGGAAGACGCGGAGAUGGCCGAGCGUGCAGACGGCGGUCUCGGCCUCUCGAAGAAGCGUCGCGAGGACGAGGCAGAGGCCUGCGGCGACGCGCGGCGCGACCAGCGAAGUGAAGACGCCGCACCCCGAGGAGCGCGCGUCACUGUGCCGUCCUACCUUGUCGACAAGGAGGAACUGAGACCCGCGAGCGCGGCCGUUCCCCCCCGCGCGGCGGCAUUUCCGUCCAAGCUCCCCAGGCCCUCGCCGGGGGCGCAUGCGCCGGGCCUCUCGCUGGACGCCGGCCUCGGAGGCGACAGAGAAAAGAUAAAAAGUCCUGUCGCUGUUGCCCUCGACGCUUCCUCCCAACGCCUCCUCGCCCACCUCCUGCCGCGCGCGGGCUUCCGCGGCGCCACACUCGCUUCGCCCCGGCGCGCUCCCGAGCAGGCGGCGGCAGGCGAGCGAGGCGAGGCUUCAGGUGAUGCCCCUGCCUUGGUCAAGCGGAAGAAGCAGGGUGAAGAGAACGCGCGGGAUGCGUGCGUCGCGGAGUCUGCGAAGGGAAGCGCUCGCGAGGAACGCAUUCACUUUGGGUGUGGGCGAGAGCCGCAGACCAUUCUCCAGGAGGCCUUUGCAUGCAACGCCGACUACCACAACCUCGACCUCGCCGAACUCGACAGACUUCAAGACGCCGUCGCCGAUCGAAGGGACACAUGCAUGCAGCAGCUGCUGCAGCUUGCGAAGAAACGCGCGGAAGAAGCUUCGAGUCGCCACGGCAUCAAUGAAAGCCAACAGGACAUCUUGGUCUGCCGUCUUCAUCAAGCGAAUCCAGGAAGCAGCGAAUUUGGCGAGUACAUGAGACAAAGAAUGGAGGCAGACUUCCGAAAGCUGCUGGCGAUGCGGCAGCUUUGGGUCGAAGCAGAGGAGCUGAGGAUGCUGAAUCGCCUCCUGACGUCGGAGUAUCAAACGAAAUCGGGAGCGGCAAGGGCUCCUGCCCCCGGUGGGGCAUUGCCGGAGGCAGGACUGUCACCGUCCUCUCGCAGGCUGGGGGCCGGCGACGGAGACAGUGCGUCGCCGUCUUUCUGGAAGAAACCGGAUCUUGAGACGGCGAGAGACGUUGAAAUGACAGAGGCCUUUUCUUCCCCGCCGCUGCUCUCCGGGUGUUCUCCCGUCGCAGAGAGCGGGAUUUCUGCGUAGAGCGAGUCUCUGUGGCUUGCUUGCGUUCGGAAUGGUGGUGCUUGCACCGUAGACUCAGGCGCGAAAUCCUGAACGCGGGAGUUCCACAGAAAAACCAAGGGCGCCUUGCCACCCACGAGACUACAUUUUCGAGAGCCACAGGCGAUUCUAAAAUUCGUACAAAGACAAUAGCCUUUGUGGCGUCAGGGACCGGAAGGACGCGAGCGGCUUUUCACCCGCAUGGCGGUUGCCACUCCGCAUUUGCGCCCAUCGAGAAAAUGAAAAACGUUUUCUACUCUAGCAACUGGUAUAGAUGUAUAGAUGGUCGAGGGAGGACGCCGUCUGAAGAAUGUGCCGGUGUCAACGUUUGCAACGGCGCGUAAGAAGUCCAGUGGUUGCCGUAGGCGUAGGAUAGAAAGGCGUUGUCUGCCCGAAGGGUUCAGAGGGCUGGAAAAGUUGAUUGUCCUGUUUCCCGCUCGUCGCAGCUCUUUUUUUCUCGACACUGCAUGCACUGGGAACUGGAAACUCCACAGUCUGCAGUGGAUUUGCGAUUUUUUCCGUGGGGCAUUUGCCAACAACUGCCGCUUCGAGUGUUCUGGCGACGUCGAUUUUUUACUGCGUUUUUGUCGCACCCCCAGUCGACUGCCAUGUUUCUUGUGAAGAUGUGUGGGUUAUCGUCAAUGUGGAAUUACGUUUUCCUGGAGGGGGCGGGUGUGGGUGGCGUCAGACUUCGUCGCCUCAUCUCAUCGCAAAAUUGGAAGGAACUUGGGUGUCACCUUUUUCCCCGCAACGCUUGUUGCCUUCCUGUCCGUCUCGUGUUCAUCGAGACAUGGCGCGGAGACAGCGACUCUUUGAG
Toxoplasma gondii ME49 is the source of this 6644-nucleotide messenger RNA. RefSeq names its product internal kinesin motor domain protein. Lineage: Eukaryota; Apicomplexa; Conoidasida; Eucoccidiorida; Sarcocystidae. Gene Ontology annotation, biological process: microtubule-based movement. The record is from RefSeq and is a predicted model, not a curated record. Gene Ontology annotation, molecular function: ATP binding; microtubule binding; microtubule motor activity. The transcript has 14 exons. Bases 1736 to 5809 code for a protein of 1357 amino acids.